Molecule: messenger RNA, 639 nt
Organism: Sclerotinia sclerotiorum 1980 UF-70
Lineage: Eukaryota; Fungi; Ascomycota; Leotiomycetes; Helotiales; Sclerotiniaceae
Exons: 5
Coding region: 1-639 (212 amino acids)
Source: RefSeq, a predicted model, not a curated record
AUGAACCUCGAAGGCAACGGCCGAGAACCAUUGAGUGAGGUUGGACUUUCGAAGAAAAAAGAAAAGGAAAUUGAAGGCAUUGUAGGAGGAACGCAGAGGGAUUAUCUUCUUCCGAAGCAAAGAGGAAGCCUUUCUCACCUCACCAAUAUUCAUCGGUCCGGCCCCGCAGUCGAGUUCGUCCGAAUGGCCAGAGAGGUAGUUGCUAAAAGCAACCUCCUUCUGGGCCGCAAGGACCGUAACGUAAAGCCCGAAGGCAACCGACAAGACCAGCGACACGAUGAAUAUGAUGAAUGCCCAAGGGACACCACCCCCUGGGACUUGCUUUUGCGAACGGAAGGAGGUGUGCGAAGACACACGAGAAGAGUUGCCCGAAGGCGGGUUUCGACGACGCGUUGGCAUGGCGCCGGGGAGGAGAGAGAGGAGAGCGGGAGGACACUUGUUGUUGUUGUUGUUGUUGUUGUUGUUGUUGUUGUUGUUGUUGUUGUUGUUGUUGUUGUUGUUGUUGUUGUUGUUGUUGUUGUUGUUGUUGUUGCUGCUGCUGCUGUUCCUGCUGCCGAAGUCGUGGUCAAAGUUUUAAUAAAAAAAAGGGUGUGGGAGAAAGUGAAUUUAAGUAAAUUACAAAGUAGCAAACUCGCUUAG